UAGUAUACGUUGACUUGGGUUUCUUCAACGACAAACAUACCAAUACACCACAGCCACAAUAACACACAACUUCUGUGCUGAGACCAUAGACAUCGAUAUUUUUUUUUGACCAAGGAUCAAUCCAAAGUGAGGUCAUCUAUUCAUAAUGGCUGAAGCACGCGGAAAAGCAUGGCCUCUUGCAGAUGAGGGCCUAACCAACUCCAUUUUGGACUUGGUCCAACAGGCUGGUGCCAAUGAAGCGACCAAGACCCUUAAUCGUGGUGUGGCGGAGUUCAUCGUCCUCACCGCGGAUACCGAGCCUCUCGAAAUUCUUUUGCACCUUCCCCUUCUUUGCGAGGAAAAGAAUGUUCCAUACGUGUUCAUUCCUUCCAAGGCAGCCCUUGGACGUGCAUGCAAUGUGUCUAGGCCUGUCAUCGCUGCCAGCGUCACGACCAGCGAGGCCAGGGAGCUGCAAAGCCAGAUCCGCAAUGUCAAGAUUGCGAUCGAAAAGUUGAUGUUCUGAUAUUCUCAUUGCGGAGCAAGACAGAUAACUGCUGGUAUUACGGUUGUUACAUCAUUUUUGUAUAUCUCCUGUAUGACAUGUAGCAACUAGAUAUCGAACGAGUAUCUUUUAAAGGCCACCUUUCCCGAAUUUCCAGAAUGUCCAAUAAGAUGAUCCCAUGGAGCCAGAUUCGGUUCGACGGACACUAUGCUGGUAACCAGCCUAGGGUAUAUUACCACGAAUGCUUGAGCGGUGUUAGACCAUUCCAUUUGAUAUCUACAGCUCGUUCCAUAGACUCGGAUGGACUGGUCACCAAAUAAUUCAUCCGCAAUCUAAAUCCAGUAUCGAGCGCAAACUUGAAGGGGCCUAGAUCUAUAGAAGGACUUGGGCUAGUUGCGAGAUCUAGUUUCGCAUGAUUACAGUUUCGUGCGAUUGCCAUGGGUACCGAUGAACAGCUAUGUGUUUC
Messenger RNA from Suillus subalutaceus, 947 nucleotides. Its product is annotated as 50S ribosomal protein L30e-like protein. Gene Ontology annotation, cellular component: box C/D methylation guide snoRNP complex; U4/U6 x U5 tri-snRNP complex; small-subunit processome. The transcript is spliced from 6 exons. NCBI's taxonomy places the organism in Eukaryota, Fungi, Basidiomycota, Agaricomycetes, Boletales, Suillaceae. The coding region runs from base 146 to 502 and encodes 118 amino acids. The record is from RefSeq and is a predicted model, not a curated record. Gene Ontology annotation, biological process: ribosome biogenesis; maturation of SSU-rRNA; mRNA splicing, via spliceosome.